AUGCUACACCUCGUGGCGGCAAACCUCCGGGGGUCCCCCCCCCGCGUGAAGAACCUACUCACAUCCCUCACGAAACGUUCGUACGGAAUACACCCCGCGCGUAAGUCCCCCCUGUGUAAGCGCUUCUCAACUGAGAGCAGUCCCUCCCACACUGACACGGUCCUACCAGAAAACGCCGUGACGUAUGAUACCCCCAAUUUCCACUUCAUCAUUUAUGGCAUACUGCACGGGCAGAUAAAUGAAAAAAGGUGUAGCGGAAAAGACGCAUCAGAAAUUUUAAGAAAAGUGAAACCGAAUUAUGUUCUGCUAGAACUGUGCCAACAAAGGCUGAAGAAAAUAAUGGACAUCCUUUCGAACCAAGAAAAAAAAAAACACUACGAUAAUGAUUAUAGCAAAUUUACGUACCUGCCAAGAAUACAUAAUGGCUUUUUACAAAAUGAAUUUUUACCCAUCAUUCAGGACUCCAUAAAAAAUAAAUGGAAAAUAUUUCCGCUCGAUCGAAACGUGAGCACCGUUAGAAAUCGACUCGAUUCGAGACUCCUCUACGACACGAGUGCUUACAGAAAAUUCUUCACGUACUGCAUUGAAUCCAUAUCCCUGAGGCACUACUCCUUUGAGGAGUUUACCAAACUGUAUCAGAAGUAUGCCGCGUCUGCCGCAACUGACAAGGGUCCUCCUCACCGUGGCACAUCAGUAGAUGGCACGGCAGAUGGCACUGUGGAUACCCCCACGAAAGGUACCCAUGAAGGGGAACUUCUCACGAACACGUACAGUAAACAAAAUGUACGUGGCAACUUCCCAUCGGAGACGACAGAAGAGGGGGGGGGCGAGCCACGUCGCACCUGCACACCGAAGGAUGCAGACCAAAGUGACGAAAUCGAAAUUUGGAAAAAACUAAACCUGCUGCAGACGCUGAACGAAAGACUGAAAUAUCUCUCCAAGCCAACGUACGAAAUCCUCGUGGAGGAAAAAUGUAAAUACAUGGCGAACAACAUUUGGUGUUUCCUCCUCAACAAUGAGGAACACUUCUUCGAAAAAGCCCCCCAAAGGAAGACCAUUUUUGUCCUGUGCAGUGCCAACAUAUUACACAAAUUGGUGGAGGAGAUGGACCGUGCAUAUCUGAGUCUACAUAAAAGAUAUGAAUCGAACAUAAGCAGUAACACUUUGGAGAGCCUGGUAUUUGAAAACCCGUAUACUUCCUACGGCACGUAUGUUAAGCCUCACUGGCCCCUCAUUCUUAUCAAAUAUUAUUUAAUUCCUUCGUUCAUUUUAUAUGCUAUGCUGAACACCUUUUACGCGCUCACUGCAUGGAUUUACAAGUCUAAUUUCCAGAGAAGUUCUCCCCUUUCACAUAAAAUCAUAGACAUAGAGGUGUAA
Plasmodium vivax (malaria parasite P. vivax) is the source of this 1377-nucleotide messenger RNA. RefSeq lists its product as hypothetical. The record is from RefSeq and is a predicted model, not a curated record. The transcript has a single exon. NCBI's taxonomy places the organism in Eukaryota, Apicomplexa, Aconoidasida, Haemosporida, Plasmodiidae. Bases 1 to 1377 code for a protein of 458 amino acids.